This is a messenger RNA of Schistocerca cancellata (South American locust), 2231 nucleotides long. Its product is annotated as UDP-glucosyltransferase 2-like. NCBI's taxonomy places the organism in Eukaryota, Metazoa, Arthropoda, Insecta, Orthoptera, Acrididae. The coding region runs from base 132 to 1691 and encodes 519 amino acids. Gene Ontology annotation, molecular function: UDP-glycosyltransferase activity. The transcript is spliced from 7 exons. The record is from RefSeq and is a predicted model, not a curated record.
AGCGAGGGUCGCGACCGGCCAGACUCGUCGUAACUGUUUUGUGCGGUCCGCAGUCGCCGCCUGCGUGCCCUGCCUCACCACACGCUCCCGCGUGCGUUCCUCAGCUGCGGGACACACGUGAGCGUCCAGCCAUGAGGGCGUGGUUCGUGGCCUUCAGCGUGGCGGCGGGCCUGCUGCUGGCAGACGAGGGCCAGGCGGCCAACAUCCUGGCGCCCAUCUGGUUCCCCGGUCUGAGCCACUUCCUCAUGUUCCGCCCGCUCUUCGUGGAGCUGGCCGCCAGGGGCCACAACGUCACCGUGCUGGGACACCACCCGCCCAAGGCUCCCAUCGAGAACUACAACUUCAUAAGUCUCCAAGGCAGGAUGCCGCAGCUGCACAACAACAUGACGAUGGACUUCGUGAAGGCGCUGCAGCCCCCCUUGAAGGGCCUGGUGCUACUAAAGUCGUUCACCAAGGGCAUGUGUCUGGAGACGCUGGAUAUACCCGAAGUGCGGCAGCUGGCCACGUCGGGCGGCCACUACGACGUCGUCAUCUCCGAGUUCUUCCACGUCGACUGCCUGGCGGCGUUCGCUCACAAGUUCAGCGCCCCCCUCGUGGGGAUCACAUCCAGCAACGCGCUGCCAACCGUCCACGACAGGGUUGGUAAUCCUGAGCAUCCUGCGUACACAGAACAAUACGACCUCUCUCUGAAGGCGCCGUUCAGCUUCUGGGAGAGAGUCUACGGCACAGUGAUGCACCAGGCGUUCCGCAUGCUGGACUGGUGGGCGACGGGCGCAAGCGUCGACAGCAAAGUGCGGGAAGUGUUCGGUGAGGACACGCCUCCACUAGAACAGGUGUUCCGGAACACGAGUCUGGUGCUGGUGAACAGCCACUGGAGCAUGGACCAGCCUCUCCCCACGGUACCCGCCUUCGUCGAGGUGGGCGGACUGCACUUGGAAGAGCCCAAACCAUUGCCAGACGACAUACAGAAGUUCCUGGACGACAGUCCACACGGCGUGAUCUACUUCAGCUUGGGAUCGAUGGUGCGAGUUGAGACCUUCGACCCGGAGAAGUUCAAAGCGAUUGUGGACGCCUUCGCGUCCGUACCCCAACGCGUUCUCUGGAAAGCCGACCCGGCCAACCUCCCGGGACUGCCGCCAAACGUCAGAGCUCAGACGUGGAUCCCACAGAACGACGUUCUGAACCACCCCAACGUGCGGCUCUUCAUAUCGCACGGCGGGCUGCUGGGCGCGCAGGAGGCGGUGGCUGCGGGCGUGCCGACCCUGACGCUGCCGCUGUUCUCGGACCAGUUCGUCAACUCGGCCAGGGCGGUCGCCGCCGGCAGCGGCCUCCAGCUGCUCUACGACGACAUCGACGACCGCUCGUUCCGGGAGGCGCUCCAGCGGCUGCUCAGCGACUCCAGGUUCCGCGAACGCGCCAAACACCGGUCGCAGCUGUUCCGGGACCGUCCCCGACCGCCGCUGGAGGAGGCGGUCUACUGGGUGGAGUACGUCAUCAGGCACCGGGGGGCGCCGCACCUGAGGUCCGCCGCCAUGGACCUGGCCUGGUACCAGUACCUGCUCAUAGAUGUCGCCGCCUUCGUGCUGGCUGCGUCGUGCUGCGUCAUAUCAGCUCUCUACCUCUUCUCGAAACUAGUGCUGCGGGUCUUAUUUCGAGGACAGGAGGAAAACGUCAAAUUAAAACUGACAUAAUAAGUACCUCGAGAACUUCACAGGUUACCGCCUUUUCGAAACAACUUCGGUGUCGAUCGUAAAAGGCCUGGUCCCGGCACAGUGAAUAACCGUAGUUCCUGUUGCGAAACUUCUGUGAACUUAUAUAUAGUAGAGGAACAAUUGCGUGAACGCAGUCGAUCCUGAAGAAUGUCUGAUGGUGUGAUUGGGGAUGUGUCUAAAGAAUGCUUUGCAUUCCUUCGUGUGAAGUUUCGCAAAUACACAUAAACAGAUUUCACUAGUUAUCCAGCGUAUCAUCUCGUUUUAAAUGCGUGGGAAAUAUAUUUUUCCCAGUUGACAAUUCCUCUGCCUGCUACUGGGACGUUUGACUCUGCAAUAGGCCGCAUAACGGAUCGCUCUGUUCAUUUCAACAGAGGAUUAACAGUGAAAAACAAAUAAAAAUGUUAUAAAUAAUCCUAAUACAGUGGUCGCUAUCCAUCGCAACAGCUGCGAUCGGUAGCGAUAUAGGCACACUUUACAUAUAGAGCGAGUCAUAGAUUUCAGUCUGUAGACACAUGACAC